Molecule: messenger RNA, 636 nt
Organism: Mucor velutinosus
Lineage: Eukaryota; Fungi; Mucoromycota; Mucoromycetes; Mucorales; Mucoraceae
Exons: 1
Coding region: 1-636 (211 amino acids)
Source: RefSeq, a predicted model, not a curated record
AUGUUUGCAAACGCCUAUCUCAUGUUAUCAGCAGUAGCUUUACUUCUCUUGGUUCAUCACACCGAGGCUUAUUGGACAGUGAGAGAGAAAUACGCACCAAGAAAAGACGGCACAUUCUGGGCAGAGCUGACAAAGAUUGAAUUCAACGGAGUGGACUCGAGCGAGAUCAAAUGCCGCGUCAACACAAACCCAUUUCAAGAUAAAAACUCUAUCAUCUAUGGAAAGAAAUCAGGUUUUCAUGGCUGCGAUGGAGUCGAGAAAGUGUCUCUUCACGGAAACAACCGAGUAUUGCACUAUCUCACUGUGCUGGAUUCUGAAGAAGUUCUCAAUUGUGUCUUGGCUGAGAAGACAUCUGUGUACAAAGAGUAUAUUUGCGGUAAUGCUACCCCUGCCGCGCUGCCUGUUGGUGAAGUCCCUGUUUCUAUAGCUGCAAAUGUUGCCUCCAGCACUACUAACAGUGGCUUGACUGUCAGUAUUACCACAGUUACUUACAUCCCUUCAUUUACUAAUGGUGUCGCAUGCGUCUCUGGUUACAGUGGACAAAGAAACGGAGGCGGUGCAACAGGUGCCUGCUGUAACCAUAGUGAUGAUUGUCUCGAUACCUGUGUCCAAGGUGUAUGUGGAAUUACUCCUUGA